CCUUUAGUUCAUUCAUUCAUUGUACACGAUUCAAAAUAAAAAUCCGUUGCCAGGAAAUCGUUGAAAAUAAACUUUGUUUUGUUUCUAUUUGUGCCUUUUACGUGACGAAAAUAGCACCGACGAACACUUUUAUAGUUUUAUUAUACUUUUGCAUACUAUACUGUUAAAACUAAACCAGAAACGAAUGUUUUCAAAUAUCUUGACUGUUGAUUCUUCGUCAUCGCCAGUUCCUAACCAAAACAGUAGUUUGAAGAAUAUUUAUCAAAAAUUUCAAUUUAUUUUGGGCCGUGGAAGUGGAAGCAGUGAAAUAAAAAAAGAGAUGUUGUCGGCUCGAGGAAGUGCAGCUACGUCAGAUGAUAGUUUCAUUACUCCUGUAUCUUCCAUGGGUGAUCUAAUGGCACUGUCUCCAAAAAAAUCUACAGAUCUAAUGGACCAGCCCGAUGUCACAAACGAUCUCCUCACCGGAUCCGAGUUUGAUAGUAUAUGUGACGUUACAAUGCAAGAAGUUCCAGCCUACGACGAUAUGUUCAUUGAUGCUACAAGUUUAGAUUACUUGGUGAAAUGUGCAGAAUCCAACCGCAAUCACAAUCUUAUAGACCGAGGCAAGGAAAGUUUAUUUGUUAAGUUUGAUCCACUCUAUGCUGCUAAAUCUCUGGGAUCAUCACAACAUAGUGAAUCUAUAGCAGAUUCUACAGAGGGUGACAUCGGUUACGAGACUGGCAGUGCGGCUUCUGGAUUCACGGAUAGUCACGUCGCAUCACCCAAACAUUCCAUGUCUGUUGGGUCUAUUCAAGUGUCCAAUGUGAGAGAGAAGCCAAUGCAAGUUGUGCCACCUGUAGUGAAUUGUGAACCUACUAAAUCAAGUGCCUCACACACUCGACCUACUCCAGGCCUGAUUCGUAGUGUAUCUGCCAUACUCACUCCGACACAAGUAGCCACAGAUAGAUUGAUAAGCAUCGCAGGCAGCACACCACCCACUGCAGCUCCACGGAGCCCCCGUUACCACAACUACAGUGCGCAAGAGGUAGACAGACUUCAAUCCCUUCGUGUUAUUCUACAAAAACAAGAUCAAGAAGUCCUUCUUCUCAGACAAGAAAACAGAGAACUAAGAUCUGCACUUCAGGAUAAAGAACAUAGAUAUUCACGAACAAUUGAAGAGUUGGAGUCUAAAAUUAAGAAAUUGAUGGAUGAGAAAGAUAGUUUACAGGACAGGGAAAAUAAGUUGACUCAGCAGGUCAAUGAAAAGAAUAUAAGCAACAAACAAAUGAGUAUUGUUAUGGAAGAAUAUGAAAAAACUAUUUCAUCUUUGAUUGGUGAGCAACAGCGUGAUAAAAUUCAGUUCCAUGAAACUCAGGAAAGAUUGGUUUUAGAGAGAGACCAAGCCCUGAAUCACCUUGCCAGCAUGGAAAGUUCAUUUAAUGAUUUGCUAUCCAAAUAUGAAAAAUGUAAAAGUGUAAUAAUGGAAGUUAAAGAUAGAGAGAAAAUAUUUGAACAAAAGAUUUCCGAAUAUGAAGUUGGCAUGAAGAAAUAUGAUGUAUUGUAUAACAACCUUAAAGAAGUGACAUCUGAUAACUUAACAAAAGCGAAUGAGACUUUGGAAAGCAUCAAGAAGAAUCACAAUGUGGAAAUAACGAAGUUGAAUGCUACAAUAAAAAAACAUGAGAUCACUAUUGCUUCCUUGCAAGAGUCUCUAGUUCAAAAGACAAGAGACAAUGAAGAAUUAACAAGAAUAUGUGACCAGCUCAUAAAUGAAGUUCGUUGAUGGAGCUUCAUAAUUAAAUAUUGUUUACUCAUUAUUUAUUUUUCAUACUAAGUUUGGUAUUGGUGCUCUUUCUGUACUUAAAAGCUUUGUAGUAUUUUUGUAUUAUUAUGGUCUCAAAAAUUUCUGCUGUGAUCUUUAUUAUAUGUUCUGAAUAAUCUUGUUAUUAUAACUAAAUAUUGCCUUAGGAAUGACAUUUAUUUAACUAGUUAACAAUAAUCUUCUUGACUUGUAAUUUUAGCAAUAUUAAUAGAAACAAAUUGUUGAGUAUAUUAACUGUAAGAAUAUAUUAAUUUGUUGCCAAGUUGUGAUUAUGGCUAGCCUAUUGAUUAGUGCCUGAUAUUAUUGUGACAUUUUAUAUAUUUUAUAAGUUGUGACAAUUUUGCUUAUUAUUUUAGUUAUACAUCACUUUGAGUAAGACGCCAAUUUGUGGUCAUUACGAUUGGAUUUUGUGAUGGUGGCUUUACUAUCAAAAUAUUAUAGGCCAGAUCAAAAGCUGAGAUCAUGUUGAUGAAAUAAAAUUAUUCAACUUAAUUAAAUAUGGCCAGUAGUGCCUCAAGUAAUGGUACAAGCCACCAAAAAACUUGAAUUAUGUCUUAUUAUCAUGUAGUUUGAACUUCAUGGUUUUACUUGAUGUACUUUAGACUUCUGGGUUUUAAAAUAAAGUGCUAUUAUAGACUUUUA
Molecule: messenger RNA, 2443 nt
Organism: Ostrinia furnacalis (Asian corn borer)
Lineage: Eukaryota; Metazoa; Arthropoda; Insecta; Lepidoptera; Crambidae
Product: transforming acidic coiled-coil-containing protein 3-like
Exons: 1
Coding region: 185-1762 (525 amino acids)
Biological process (GO): cerebral cortex development; nuclear migration; mitotic spindle organization
Cellular component (GO): cytoplasm
Source: RefSeq, a predicted model, not a curated record